Linum tenue is the source of this 1083-nucleotide messenger RNA. Lineage: Eukaryota; Viridiplantae; Streptophyta; Magnoliopsida; Malpighiales; Linaceae. The record is from the annotation of a GenBank genome assembly.
CUUUUUUCGUGACCACGGGGACAUUACACAACAUUGCAUUGCAUAUAUAUGGAAAAGACCUGUCUUGUCCCCCUCUAUCUAUCCCAAAUUAAAUGUGCCUCUCUUCCCAACCCUUCCAUUUCUCCAUUUCCUUCCAUUCCUCUCAAUAUAUUAUCUUGUUGUAUGUGCAGAGACAGAGCAGCAGCAAGAUGGCGGCAUCAUCAGCAGCAGUUCUGGUGCGAUAUUGCCUUUUGUUGUUGUGUGCAGCGGCGGCCGCGGUGGCGCAAGAAGUAGUAGUACCACCACCGCACGACGAGGACAGCGACACCGUUUUGCAAAGCAGCAGCAGCAGCAACUACUGCCUGAGCUGGAGGCUGGGAGCAGAGACCAACAACGUCCGAGGCUGGUGGACGGUCCCGGCCCAGUGCUGCGGCUACAUCCAAGCCUACAUGGCGGGCUCGGGCCAGUACCAGAGGGACGUGGACCUGAUUGUGGACCAGAUCAUGGGCCACGCGUCCAACGUCGCCGCCUCCAUCGCCACGGGGGCGGCCGGAGACGAAGGUGGUGGUGGUGACGAUGGGCUGGAUGCUUGGGUUCUGGACGUGGACGACACCUGCCUCUCCAACAUGCUUUACUACAAGACCAGGAGAUCCUACGGCUGCCUUCCUUACGAGCCGCUCUCUUUUCGGGCCUGGGCUUCCAAGGCCCGUUCCCCCGCGAUCCCGGCCGUGCUGGGCCUGUUCAAUUACCUCCGGGACGCUGGGUUUAAGGUCUUUCUUGUCACGGGGAGGGACGCGGAAGCGCUGGGAGAUGCCACGCGUCUUAAUCUGCUGCGCCAGGGGUUCGUUGGUUACCAUCGCCUUAUUCUCAGGACGGCGUCGUACAGAGGGCAGAGUGGGGAGGUGUACAAGUCGGAGAUGAGGCGGCAGGUGAUGGACGAAGGUUACAGGAUCUGGGGCAAUGUGGGGGAUCAGUGGAGCGACCUUUUGGGCCAUUCUUUAGGCAAUCGCACUUUUAAGCUUCCUAAUCCAAUGUACUUUGUCCCCUAAUAUUAAUAAUAUAUCUACUUCUUAGUCUAUUUUAUUAAACUAUGUAACAAUGCAC